This is a messenger RNA of Eucalyptus grandis, 2592 nucleotides long. RefSeq names its product 65-kDa microtubule-associated protein 3. The transcript is spliced from 13 exons. Gene Ontology annotation, biological process: microtubule cytoskeleton organization. Gene Ontology annotation, molecular function: microtubule binding. The record is from RefSeq and is a predicted model, not a curated record. Lineage: Eukaryota; Viridiplantae; Streptophyta; Magnoliopsida; Myrtales; Myrtaceae. Gene Ontology annotation, cellular component: spindle; cytoplasm. The coding region runs from base 188 to 2392 and encodes 734 amino acids.
CCCCCUUCAAUCGCCAUUAAAAUACACACAAAAAUCCCUCUCUCUCUCUCUCUCUCGUCCGCUCUCAACGGUCCCUUGUCUUCUCCCCGAGAAAUCGCUCAACGCAGUCGCCGAUCGAUUCGCUUCCGAAAGCCCGAGCUCACCCGCCGGGACGAUCCGGAGAGUCGCGAGGUCCAGUUGUUUGGUAAUGUCUAACCUCCUAAAUGAUCCACUGUUCCAAAAGGAGACAACAUGCGGAACACUUCUAUACGAACUCCAGAUAAUCUGGGAUGAAAUUGGAGAAUCUGAUGCUGAUAGGGAUAAAAUGCUGCAAGAGCUUGAACAAGAAUGUCUAGAAGUAUACAGAAGAAAGGUAGACAAGUCAAACCAAUCCAGAGCCCGACUACGACAGGCAAUUGCUGACUCUGAAGCAGAACUGGCAGCCAUCUGUUCGGCAUUGGGAGAGAGACCAUUACAUACAAAGCAGCCUGACCAAAAUGUUGGAAGCUUGAAAGAAGAAUUCAAGAAAAUUCUUCCACAAUUAGAGGAGAUGAGAAGAAUGAAAUGUGAAAGAAGAAAUCAGUUUCUUGAUGUUUUGGAGCAAAUCCAGAGAGUUAAGGCUGAAAUAUGUGGAUCCCUCGACCACACUCCUCCUAAAACAAGAUUGGAUGAGACAGACUUAUCAUCAAGGAAGCUUGAAGAACUCCAUAGAGAGCUUUAUGAACUUCAAACAGAGAAGACUGAGCGCUUGAGGCUGGUUCAAGAUCAUUUGUUUACGGUGAAUGCUUUGUGUUUAGUGCUUGAUCUGGAUUUCAAGCAGAUAGCUUCAGAAGUCCAUGCCAGUUUAGCUGACCCUGAAGGACCCAAGGAUAUAAGUAACAGUACAAUUGAAAAGUUGGCUACUGCAAUACACAAACUUCGAGAAGUGAAGCUUCAGAGGAUGCAGAGGCUUCAAGAUCUUGCAACUACCAUGCUGGAGUUAUGGAACUUGAUGGAUACCCCAACUGAAGAGCAGCAGAUGUUCCAGAGCAUUACCAGCAACAUAGCUGCAUCAGAACAUGAAAUAACUGAACCCAAAAUGCUUUCUGAGGACAUCAUCAAUUUUGUUGCAGCAGAAGUAGCUCGUUUGGAGGAGUUUAAGUUGAGCAAAAUGAAGGAGCUUGUUUUAAAGAAGAGAUCAGAACUGGAGGAGAUCUGUAGGAAGACACAUUUAAUCCCAGAAGCUGAUACUGGGAUGGAAUACGCUAUUGAAGCUGUAGAGUCUGGGGCUGUUGAUGCUGCUUGCAUCCUUGAGCAGAUUGAACUUCGAAUUGCUGAAGUGAAGGAGGAAGCAUUGAACCGCAAAGAAUUGCUGGAAAAAGUUGAGAAAUGGUUGGCUGCUUGUGAUGAAGAGUGCUGGCUUGAAGAGUAUAACAGGGAUGAGAAUAGGUAUAAUGCUGGAAGAGGAGCCCAUCUUACUCUGAAGCGUGCUGAGAAAGCUCGUGCGUUGGUUAGCAAACUACCAGCGAUGGUAGAGACACUGACUUCAAAGACAGUGGCUUGGGAGAAGGAGAGAGGCAUUGAGUUCUCAUAUGAUGGUCUUCGCCUCCUCUCUAUGCUGGAAGAGUAUAGCAUUUUGCGACAAGAGAGAGAGCAAGAACGACGUAGACUACGAGAUCAAAAGAAACUUCAGGGCCAGCUAAUUGCAGAACAAGAGGCACUUUAUGGGUCAAAGCCAAGCCCCUCAAAGACUCAGUUGGUCAAGAAAGCUCCUCGGAUGUCGACUGGUGGUGCAAGCAGUAGAAGACUCUCACUUGGAGGUGCAACUCUUCAUACUCCCAAACCAGAUCCAUUGCAUUCGAUGAAAGCUACUCCUAACGCACGCCCACAUCGUAAGAGUGACCGUGUAAACCAAGUCGAUCAACUGAACCACUACAAGGACAAUGGCCAAGCAGCAUUAUCAGCAAGUAGAAGAGGCUUGGAUGUUGCUGGUCUCCCAUUAAAAAAGCACUCACUUGACGCUGCAUUGGCUAGUGAGCCAGAUUCACCAAUGAUAAGGAAACCCUUCUCGCCUGUGUCACCAGCAGUAUCAACGAAGAUGAGCUUGACAAACGUGAUGGACAAUGCAGCAGCGAGACAGGAUGAACCAUUGCAGAAAAUCUUUUCUGGUAACAUGUUCAGUACCCCAUUGAAGACUACCAACAUGAAUGAUGAAGAGAACCGGACUCCAAAAGUCAUGGCAAUUCCCGUUCCAACUACACCUUCCACAAUUUCAAUGCCCAUGCAAACAGCAAUGACACCAGCACUGGUGUCACAGCCCUUGGCUGCAAACUUAGUCAAGGAGAUUGCCGAAGAGAUAGAAUACUCAUUUGAGGAACGAAGAGCUGGCUUUGUGCUUCCAAGAGCAUAUGUAAAGCCAAUGAUCCAAGUCUGACAGAAAAUAUUUAGGGGUUUACUGUAAUUAAGAUUGUUUCAUUGCUUUUGAAUUGAACUUGGUUUCUGUUUCUUAUUUUUGGUGUCUGGGAUAUUCAAGUCAAUUGUAAUUGGCUGUACUGUCUAGAAAAAAACUGACGUGUACACCGAGCUUGUAAUUCUUUUCGCACGGAAACUUUCAAUUUCCAUCGGGUUCUACUA